This is a messenger RNA of Cheilinus undulatus (humphead wrasse), 1459 nucleotides long. It is a transcript of the gene galk1, whose product is annotated as galactokinase 1. Lineage: Eukaryota; Metazoa; Chordata; Actinopteri; Labriformes; Labridae. Gene Ontology annotation, biological process: galactose metabolic process; carbohydrate phosphorylation. The record is from RefSeq and is a predicted model, not a curated record. Gene Ontology annotation, molecular function: ATP binding; galactokinase activity. The transcript is spliced from 8 exons. Gene Ontology annotation, cellular component: cytoplasm; cytosol. The coding region runs from base 154 to 1335 and encodes 393 amino acids.
ACCAGGAAGUAAACAAUCACCUGACUUUUCUCAGUGUACCUAGCUGUAAUUUUAUGGCAGCUCGUUAAUUUCGGUAUCGCUUUUCAUGCAUCUAGUCGGCAGUCGUUAACUUCAUUUGUAUUCAACCUGACGGUAGACGUUUCCCGUUGCACAAUGGCCAGCUCGUUUCCCAGUGCACCGGAGCUCGUAGUGGAGGCUCGCCGUGUGUAUGCGCAAAUGUUCGAGGGAGAGGCUCCACAGGUGGCGGUGUGUGCUCCUGGAAGAGUCAACCUGAUAGGGGAGCACACAGACUACAACCAAGGAUUUGUUCUUCCAAUGGCGCUUCCCUUGGUGACUGUGGUGGUAGGGAGUCAAACAUCUGGCCAGGAUGUUACCAUAGUAACAGCGACAGGGGAUGCUGACGAGCCACACAGGGUGAACUUCAGCCUGCCGAGUGAUGGAUCACCACUGUCUCCAGGGUUACCCAGCUGGGCAAACUAUGUGAAGGGGGUUAUACAAAAUUUUAGAGCUUCUCCUCUCCCAGGUUUCAGGGCGGUUAUAGCCAGCAGUGUCCCCCUGGGAGGAGGUCUGUCCAGCUCUGCUUCCCUGGAGGUGGCCUUCUACACAUUCCUGCAGCAACUCAAGCCAGAUGAUGGAGACAAGGUUUCUAAGGCUCUGGCUUGUCAGAAGGCUGAACAUACUCAUGCUGGUGUUCCCUGUGGCAUCAUGGACCAGUUUGUGUCUGUUCUGGGAAGGAAGGAGCAUGCUCUGCUGAUUGACUGCAGGUCACUGGAGGCCACCCCCGUCCCUCUGAUGCACCCUGGCCUGGCCAUUCUCAUCACCAACUCUAAUGUCAAACACUCUCUGGCUGGCAGUGAGUACCCUGUGAGACGCAGACAGUGUGAGGACGCUGCCUCCAUCCUGGGGAAAGACAGUCUCAGAGAUGCUACCAUGAAAAGCCUGGAGGGUGCGAAGGACAGACUGGACGAUGUGACUUAUCGCAGAGCUCGUCAUGUGAUUGAAGAGAUUGAGAGAACUGUCCAGGCUGCUGAAGCUCUGAAGAAAGGAGCCUACAAAGAGUUUGGGAAGCUGAUGGUGGAGAGCCACAACUCCCUGAGAGAUCUCUAUGAGGUGAGCUGCACAGAGCUGGAUGAGCUGGUGUCUGCAGCCAUGGAGGUGGAGGGUGUAUUCGGCAGCCGGAUGACCGGUGGAGGAUUUGGUGGAUGCACUGUGACGCUCCUGCAGGGUGACGCCAUUGACAAGACGAUACUCCAUAUACAGAAGACAUAUCGAGGAACCCCAACUUUCUAUGUGACAACUCCUUCAGAGGGAGCUCGAGUCCUCAGCCUGUCCUGAUUGUUGUCUAUGCGAUUCUGGUAUAUGAGCACAACAAGUUCAUUCCUCUCUGUAAUAUGCCAAUUUCCACUACCAAAAUAACGUUGCACAUACUGGAGCUGAUUAAAAAGCAUUUUUAAUGUAA